Messenger RNA from Varanus komodoensis (Komodo dragon), 3253 nucleotides. RefSeq names its product dolichyl-phosphate N-acetylglucosaminephosphotransferase 1 (gene DPAGT1). The transcript has 9 exons. The record is from RefSeq and is a predicted model, not a curated record. Gene Ontology annotation, cellular component: membrane. Gene Ontology annotation, biological process: protein N-linked glycosylation; dolichol-linked oligosaccharide biosynthetic process. NCBI's taxonomy places the organism in Eukaryota, Metazoa, Chordata, Lepidosauria, Squamata, Varanidae. Gene Ontology annotation, molecular function: UDP-N-acetylglucosamine-dolichyl-phosphate N-acetylglucosaminephosphotransferase activity. Bases 1035 to 2255 code for a protein of 406 amino acids.
AUUCGAGGUCUUUUCAAAUAAGCCCGUCUGCCCGUCUCUCGAUUCUUUGACGCCGCGGGCCCUUUAAAUGGUCCGGCCCGGAGCAGCGGUGCCUCGCCCAGACAAUCGUGAGCGGGGUGACGUGUGGGGAAGGGAGAGGGCGAAGCGCUCCAGCGGCACCCGCGCGGUGCCAUGUUUGUUUUGGGCAGCCCUAACAUCGCACCUUCGUAACCGGCUCCGUUUCCAGUUAAACUGCCCAUGGAGCCCCAGGCAAGGUUCCUCCGAAGGGCGGGAGCCACCGUCCUGGUGGCCCGUGCCUUCGAUUGCGUGCGGCGACUGCUGUCGGACCAGCCGCAGCACACCCAAUGGCACUUCCGGGCGGAAAAGCUGCCGGGGAGACGGGUUGCGUCACGCCGAAAAACGCCCGGGUGGAAACAUUUCCCGGAAGUGAAAAGAAGGCCCCGGACUGUGGGCGUUCGUCCUCGCCGGAACGGCAGCAGUGGCGCGGGCUUCCGCGGGCUUCCUACCUCUCGGGGAGGCCGGGGAGCGGGGUUGGCGGCCGAGGGCUUGUCCUUGGGGCGGGGAGCUCUCGCUGAGGCCCGGGAAAGGCCCCGGCGUUUCUCCGCGGCUGCCUCGCUGACGAGGGUCGGGGAACCGCGCAGAGCCCCCGCCGUGCCAAGGAAGCCUGUCGUGCUCUCUGCGCACGUGUGUGUGCAUUCAGCAGCCCGGAAAGGGUGUUAAGAGCUGCGAACGUGACUGUUCCGAGUGCGCCCUCCUGUAUGGGGCGCUGCCCCGAACCUGCACCGCUGAGGAGCGCAGGGAGUCGCCACGUGUUUCUUCCUCGUAGCAAUGAAGAUUUGCCGCCAUGGAUGCUGCUGUGACUGGAUUCUUCUGUCGGCGGUUGUGGCCUAGCAGUCCCCGCCCUGUCGCGUUGCCAGUGCCAAGAGGAGCCAGAUAGUUCUCAGCUAGCAGCGGGCCGAAGCUGCCGAGCGACUGCCUCCUUGCCCUCUGUCCAUGUACUUCAGUGCUUUGGUGCCUCCAGAGCUGGCUUGGAGAUGUGGAAGUUGCCGGUCAUCCCGCUGUUGAUCAACUUCUGUGGCUCCGUUUUGGGCUUUGUAGCGACUCUGAUACUCAUUCCAGCCUUCAAGGACCACUUCAUUGCAGCCAAGCUUUUUGGGAUUGACUUGAACAAGACCUCCAAGCAACCCAUCCCAGAGUCCCAAGGCGUCAUUAGCGGGGCGGUCUUUCUGAUCAUCCUGUUCUGCUUUAUUCCGGUGCCCUUCUUGAGCUGCUUUGUGGAGGAGCAGUGCAAAGCAUUCCCACACCAUGAGUUUGUGGCACUGAUCGGCUCCCUCCUUGCCAUCUGCUGCAUGAUUUUCCUGGGCUUUGCGGAUGACGUCCUCAACUUGCGCUGGCGUCACAAGCUACUUCUGCCCACCAUGGCCUCCUUGCCCCUCCUCAUGGUCUACUUCACCAACUUUGGAAACACCACGGUCGUGGUGCCCAAGCCCUUCCGGAUGCUGCUGGGCAUGCACCUGGACCUGGGCAUCUUGUACUACGUGUACAUGGGCAUGCUGGCUGUGUUCUGCACCAACGCAAUCAACAUUCUGGCCGGGAUUAAUGGUCUGGAGGCGGGGCAGGCCUUGGUCAUCGCUGCCUCGAUUGCCACCUUCAACAUCGUGGAGCUCAGUGGGGAUUACAGGGAUGACCACAUUUUCUCCCUCUACUUCAUGGUUCCCUUUUUCUUCACCACACUGGGGCUGCUGUAUCACAACUGGUACCCUUCCCGCGUGUUUGUGGGCGACACGUUCUGCUACUUUGCUGGCAUGACCUUUGCCGUGGUGGGAAUCCUUGGGCAUUUCAGCAAAACCAUGCUGCUCUUCUUCAUCCCCCAAGUGCUCAACUUCCUCUACUCGCUGCCUCAGCUCUUCCACAUCAUCCCUUGCCCACGCCAUCGGCUACCCAGAUUCAAUGCUGACACAGGAAAGCUGGAGAUGAGCUAUUCGAGGUUCAAGCCCAAGAGCCUUUCUCCCUUUGGAGCCUGUAUUCUCAAGGUAUGCAAGAGACUCCAUCUGGUUGACGUGCGUCAAAGAAUGGACAAAGAUGGCGAAUACAUAGAAUGCAAUAACAUGACUCUCAUCAACUUCGUGAUCAAACUCAUAGGACCAACCCCUGAGAGGUCCCUGACUGUCCUGCUGCUGCUGAUGCAGGUUACGGGGAGCAUCAUUGCCUUUUCCAUCCGGUACCAGCUUGUGCGCCUGUUCUACGACGUCUGAGCCACGCUCGUGGUGUCUGCCCCGGCCCCAGCACUUGGCUUGCUUCCCACGUGGUCCAAAGCUGCACUUGGCCUGCAGUGGCCCGUGUCUCUCUCUGGAAGACCUGGGCAAGGGCCUUGUUGGCAUGCACAGGUGUCCAGGCCCAGGGUGGGCUGGCUGGGGUUGUCCACAGCGUGCUCUUUCUGCUGUUGUCACCGGAGCUGCCUGUGUGGCUGCUGCACUGACAGAAGUGGAAAGACCCCGGUUGCCUGGCUGAUAUUUUCUGUCUUCUGGUGGGGCGCUGUGCUGCCGCUGUCUGGAGAGACGGGGAAGCAGGACGGAGUUCCCCUUACUGAGCGGUUCCCUCUUCCUCAUUGUCUCACGCACUUAAGAUCCCUGUUAGAGUAAAUGCAAGGUUCAUGGUGGUUCUGGGGUUUUGGUCCUGUGCUGGCAACCGGUUCUGUGAAUGUGGCAAGGAAGCAAAGUUCCCCUCAGGUUUGCUAAGAGUAGCUCCUUGGCAAGGUGCUCCUGAACCAAAGCACUGGGGAGAAGAGAGAAUGGGCUGUGUAGAUACUGUCCCUUUCCCGGGUCCCUGUGCUGCUGCUCCUUCUGCAGGACAGCGUCGUCCUCCCUUUUGUCUGUCAUGGUUGGGAUGGGAAGCCCAAAGAGCAACGGUCAGCAUGGUUGCUGCAGCAGGAGGCCUACUGGGUUUCGCACAAUUUGCUUCAUCUAGAACCCGCUUGAGAUCCUGCGCUCAACCUGGGCAGGUUGCUGCCUCCAGCCCGCCAAUUCCCCAUCGCCUCUGCAUGUACUCCGACAGGGACUGAUUUGGUGGUGCUCUUCUAUACCACUAUCUCACGCAUACAGGAUGAAUGGCAGGAGAGCUGUCCUGAGCAGUAAAGGCCCACCAGCCAGCUCACUUGGAGGGUGGGGGGAGGUUAAAAACUUAAGUAACACUAUCCUUUGAUCAGGAGGGCGGGACAAAUGAGCCUUUAUAAUAAAGCCAUGAAGGAAUGGAA